Molecule: messenger RNA, 1488 nt
Organism: Micromonas commoda
Lineage: Eukaryota; Viridiplantae; Chlorophyta; Mamiellophyceae; Mamiellales; Mamiellaceae
Gene: ALK1
Product: CALK protein
Exons: 1
Coding region: 1-1488 (495 amino acids)
Biological process (GO): protein phosphorylation; regulation of cytokinesis; mitotic spindle organization
Cellular component (GO): chromosome passenger complex; spindle midzone; spindle pole centrosome
Molecular function (GO): protein kinase activity; ATP binding
Source: RefSeq, a predicted model, not a curated record
AUGACCCAAACCCAAAGACUCGCGUCCUUCCCCAGCGGCCGCACGUGGUCGCUCUCCGAUUUUCGUAUGGGCGAGCGGGUGGGCGCGAGCCGGCUCAGCGCGGUGUACCACGCGAUGCACAAGAGCACGGGCAUGGAACUCGCGCUGAAGUGUUACCUGAGGGACAGGCUGGAUGCCUUCUCGCUGGCGCAGAUCAAGCGCGAGGUGAGCAUCCACGCCAAACUGGCGCACCCCUCCGUGGUUCCAUUCUACGGGUCCUUCGAGGAUGAGCGCGGAAACAUCUACCUGCUUCACGAGUACGCGCGGGGCGGCGACGUGUUCGCGCUGAUGAACAAGAGCGGCGGGACGUUCUCGGAGGCUCAGACGUGCAGGCAGGUCAUCCAACCCGUCGCGUCCGCGGUGGCGUACCUCCACGCCAGGGGCAUCACGCACAGGGACAUCAAGCCCGAGAAUCUGCUCGUGAGCGACGUCGACGCGGCGUGCAAGGUGACGGACUUUGGGUUCGCCAUGGACUUCACGCAAAACCAGUGCAAGACCCGACUGGGAACCACGGACUACAUGGCGCCCGAGAUUGUGCGGUGCGAUAAGGCCAUGAGGGAAAGGUUACGGGCAGAGAACAGGAGCGGGUACGGCCCGGAGGUUGACUGCUGGGCCAUCGGGGUGCUCGCGUACGAGUGCCUCGUGGGCGCCGCGCCGUUUGAAGGGGGCGGGACGGAGGAGGUGUACGCGCGGAUCCUCACGGGAAAGUACCACCUCCCGGGCAGGUUCACCCCCGAGGCUGCAGACUUUAUCGCGCGCGCCCUGGACCUCAACCCGGGCACGCGGAUCUCCGCCGAGCAGAUGCUGCGCCACCCCUGGAUCGUCGCGCACACGCAAUCGAGCGAGCCGAGCCCCGAGCCGGCGCGCCGGCGUCGCACGUCGAUGCAGAGCAACCUGAGGGACGUGCUGGAGAACGAACCGUCGGUCAUGCUGUCGGAGGAUGAGCCCGGCGAGCAGCCCGAGGUGUUUGGCCUGAGGAACCCGGCGAGUACCGACCUCUUGUCGUACUCGGCGUCUUCGUCGCCCGCGGGUUUGGCGGUUGGUGGGGCGGGGCUCGGCGGCGGUCAUCGUCAGGGGCAUGGGCCCGGCGAAGUGGCGGAGGUUUUCGGUCAGGGACCUCCGGGACGGUUCGAACCGCACCAAAACUACCACCGAGCGAGGAGCGACCCGCAGCAGAGGGCGCUCGCGAACGCGUCGGCGAUGCGCUACAACUCGGAGGAGAAUUCGCAGGACGACUUGCGCGCGAACUCGUUCUCGCACAGGAUUCACCACACGUUCAAGCGGGGUUGGGGACGGGUUCGGGAGUUCAUAUACAGCGGGGAGUCCGGUGUGGACAGCAUGUACGAGGGGGAGAUGUCCCCGGCUGGGUACAGGUCGCCGAGCAUGAGCAGCCCGGUGGCGCCUCACCCGAUGGCGGGUAUCGAGGACUCCGAUCAGAUGACGGAGUAG